AUGGCUUUGGCUCAAACAUUAGGUCUUGGCGAUAAAGAAAUCACAGCAAUGUUACCAAAGACAGUCCCUGCAAACAAUGCUCUCUUUGUUGGUUUGAGAUAUUUCGGAGAACCAGCUGAACAGUGCCGCAAAGAUCUCAAGAUUCCUUACAUUUCAUGUGAAGUUGCGAACAAAAGCUCACAGGAGAUCUUAGACUGGAUCAAACAGACAGGAAAGUCUAAAAUCCUUAUUCACUUCGACUUAGAUGUUUUAGAACCAACUCAACUUAAAAUUGCAGUUGGUUUUGAUCCAGAUGGUCUCCGUAUUGAAGCUGUUACUCGUAUUAUCAGUGAUGUUGCUAAGAACUAUGAUCUUGUCGGCCUUACUGUUGCUGAACCAAUGCCACGUGAGGUUAUCAAACUCCGUGCAUUACUUCAUAGCCUUCCAAUCUUCUAA
Molecule: messenger RNA, 435 nt
Organism: Trichomonas vaginalis G3
Lineage: Eukaryota; Parabasalia; Trichomonadida; Trichomonadidae
Product: arginase family
Exons: 1
Coding region: 1-435 (144 amino acids)
Cellular component (GO): nucleus; cytosol; cytoplasm
Molecular function (GO): manganese ion binding; arginase activity
Source: RefSeq, a predicted model, not a curated record